AGUGGGCUUGGUUUGACAACAAGAAACACUCUUUUCUUUUCGUUAUUUGGUUGGGAUUCGAUUGGAGUUUCUAAUUUUAUCUUCUCUUCAUUAAUUGCCUGUUAAACUUCUUAUCUGCAGCUAAAGCUUGAAAAAAAUGGAACAAGGGUCCAUUCCUUCUCCUCAUAUACUCAUCUUUCCUGCCCAAGGCCAAGGACAUGUAAACGCCACGCUCAAGCUAGCAGAGCUUUUGAGCCUUGCUGGCUUUAAGAUUACCUUCAUAAAUUUCCAGUAUGUACAGGAACGUCUAGUUCGUAAUACAGAUGUUGAAGCUCGUUUCUCCAAAUAUCAUGGAUUCCAAUUCAAAACCAUACCAGUUUGUCGGCCAGACGAUCCUCAACGGACUGAGCGGUGGAGAAAGUUAUCGGUGAAGAGCAAGCCAAUUUUUAAGAGGAUGGUGAUUGAGAGUAAACCAACAGUUAACUAUAUCAUAGGAGACGGGGUGUUGGGAUUUGUCCAUGAUGUUGCCGUUGAGAUUGGAAUUCCUGCUAUUCAGAUGCAUUGCAUCAGUGCUUGCUCCUUCUGGACUUUCUUUUCUAUUCCUGACGUUGUUGCAGCCCAUCAACUUCCUAUUAAAGGAAAAGAAGACAUGGACAGGUUGAUCACAAAAGUACCAGGAAUGGAAACGUUUCUCCGAUGCCGAGAUCUUCCAGCAGGUUUCUGUCAAGUUAGCGACAUAUCAGACCCUAAUCUCUUCUUCAUCACCAACGAGAUACGAAAAUCCCAAGCACUUAUCAUCAACACCUUUGAAGAGCUAGAAGGACCAAUACUUUCCCAAAUACGCACUCGCUAUUCUAAAAUCUACACAAUUGGACCUCUCCAUGAGCAUCUGAAAACAAAACUAAGAAGCAUCGGAAAGCAAGAAUUGUAUUCAUCCUCGAACAGUCUCUGGAAAGUUGACGGGACCUGCAUCACAUGGCUGGAUAACCAGCCAUCGCAAUCUGUACUCUAUGUAAGCUUUGGUAGCUCCACAAUUGUGACAAGAGACCAGCUCAUGGAAUUCUGGUACGGUCUUGUUAAUAGCAAGAAGAAGUUCUUAUGGGUUAUAAGGCCUGAAUCUGUUAUUAACCAAGAUGGUGAUAAUCUUGGAGAAAUUCCUGAGGAGCUUCAGGAGGGAGGAAAGGCAAGGGGAUACGUUGUCAAAUGGGCACCCCAGGAAGAGGUUUUGGCACAUAAGGCAAUUGGUGGGUUCUUGACACACAGUGGAUGGAACUCCACUUUGGAGAGCAUAGCGGCUGGUGUGCCUAUGAUUUGCUGGCCUUACUUUGGUGAUCAGCAAGUGAAUAGCAGGUAUGUGAGUGAGAUUUGGAAGCUGGGAUUGGACAUGAAGGAUGUAUGUGAUAGAAGGGUUGUGGAGAAGAUGGUGAAUGAUCUGAUGGUGGAUAGGAGGGAGGAGUAUGUAAAGUCAACGGCUAGGAUGCAAGAGUUGGCAAGAAAGAGCGUAUCAGAAGAUGGAUCUUCUUCUUGUUGUCUGAACCGUCUGAUCGAGGACAUAAGGUUGAUGAACAAGAAGGCAUAUGCCAGCGAUAAUGACAAGGAUAACUUGUCACGAUAAAGAAUAUUUUUUUAUUUAUUAUUUUCUUUACUCUUGUUUAGAUGAAAAGAAAAAUUAAAAAAAAAAGAAAAAUAAAUUAUUAUCUGAAAGAGGAAAAAAUUAAGAGAGAAAAGUUUAUCACGAAUUUAUAAUUUUAUUCUAUAUAUUUUCAAGAGAAUUUAAGUAAAAAGAAUAAUUUUAGAAUUUUAGUAUAUGUAGUAAUAUUUCUUCUGUCUCUUUUUAUUUUUCUUAUAUUUAAAAAAAAAGAAAAAUAAGAAAUAUUAUGCAUUUUCUUCUCCUUUUUCUUAAAUAAGAAACUAUCAUUUUUCUUUAUACAUAAGAGAACAACUUUGAUAGUGGCACGAUCAAUACCAGCAUUGCUAUUUGGUUCGUUGGGUUUCUGUUUUUGGAUUGGGGUAUCAGUGAUAGGGGUUGUGGUGGCGGUGGUGUUAGGAGAAAGGACACAGUAGUGCCAUAUCGGUACCGGUGCUUCUAGUGUUAUCAUCAUCAGACUCAUGAGAGAAUUGGAGAUACUAGGAGAAGGGGAGGUGGGGGCGGUGGACGAAUGGGGUGCAGUUUGUUUCGGCGAUGGGAAGAGAGGAAAUGAGGAGGCAAUGAAAGGGAAUUAAAGAAGGAGGGGAAAUAGGGAAAUCGUUCCUGCCACCAUCUAAAGGCAAUUAUGUAAUAAAAUUACGUUACUUAAUGAUAAAUUGGAUUUGGAA
Molecule: messenger RNA, 2295 nt
Organism: Hevea brasiliensis (rubber tree)
Lineage: Eukaryota; Viridiplantae; Streptophyta; Magnoliopsida; Malpighiales; Euphorbiaceae
Product: 7-deoxyloganetic acid glucosyltransferase-like
Exons: 2
Coding region: 137-1594 (485 amino acids)
Molecular function (GO): UDP-glycosyltransferase activity
Source: RefSeq, a predicted model, not a curated record